Molecule: messenger RNA, 1317 nt
Organism: Mustela erminea (ermine)
Lineage: Eukaryota; Metazoa; Chordata; Mammalia; Carnivora; Mustelidae
Gene: SNRPA
Product: small nuclear ribonucleoprotein polypeptide A
Exons: 7
Coding region: 248-1096 (282 amino acids)
Biological process (GO): mRNA splicing, via spliceosome
Cellular component (GO): U1 snRNP
Molecular function (GO): U1 snRNA binding
Source: RefSeq, a predicted model, not a curated record
CUCAGGACGGGUCGGGCGGGGCUUUUCUGCCGAGGCGGGAACCCAAAUGUCGUUUUGAUUGGCAAGAUUUGGGCCCAGGGGCGAGAUUCAUUCUGACUGGUCAAGCUACUGAGUUUCCGCGCGGGAUUGGCUUGCAGAAAGACAAAGGCGGGAUCAGGAGAGGAAGCUUUUGUAGUCGACGCUCAGAAACCUACGCGGCGGCGCUUGCUGGAGCUGCGGCUCUGUUGCUCUACCUCGGCAUCUCUCCAUGGCAGUUCCCGAGACCCGCCCCAACCACACUAUUUAUAUCAACAAUCUCAACGAGAAGAUCAAGAAGGAUGAGCUGAAGAAGUCCCUCUAUGCCAUCUUCUCCCAGUUUGGCCAGAUCCUGGAUAUCCUGGUUUCCCGAAGCCUGAAGAUGAGGGGCCAGGCCUUUGUCAUCUUCAAGGAGGUCAGCAGUGCCACCAACGCCCUGCGCUCCAUGCAGGGUUUCCCCUUCUACGACAAGCCCAUGCGCAUUCAGUAUGCAAAGACUGACUCGGAUAUCAUUGCUAAGAUGAAGGGUACCUUUGUGGAGCGGGACCGCAAGCGGGAGAAGAGGAAGCCCAAGAGCCAGGAAACCCCAGCAGCCAAGAAGGCCGUGCAGGGUGGGGCAGCCACCCCUGUGGUGGGGGCUGUCCAGGGGCCCGUUCCGGGCAUGCCCCCGAUGACCCAGGCACCCCGCAUCAUGCACCACAUGCCCGGCCAGCCUCCCUACAUGCCGCCUCCGGGCAUGAUCCCGCCCCCAGGCCUGGCUCCCGGCCAGAUCCCACCAGGGGCCCUGCCCCCACAGCAGCUUAUGCCGGGCCAGAUGCCGCCUGCCCAGCCUCUUUCAGAAAAUCCACCAAAUCACAUCUUAUUCCUCACCAACUUGCCCGAGGAGACCAACGAGCUCAUGCUGUCCAUGCUUUUCAACCAGUUCCCUGGCUUCAAGGAGGUCCGACUGGUCCCUGGGCGGCACGACAUUGCCUUUGUGGAGUUUGACAAUGAGGUCCAGGCAGGGGCCGCUCGGGACGCACUGCAGGGUUUCAAGAUCACCCAGAACAAUGCCAUGAAGAUCUCCUUUGCCAAGAAGUAGCACCUUUUCCCCCUGCCUGCCCCUGCCCCCUGUUCUGGGGCCACCCCUUCCCCCCUUGGCUCAGCCCCCUGAAGGUAAGUCCCCCUUGGGGGCCUUCUCAGAGCCGUGUGUGAGUGAGUGGUCGCCACACAGCAUUGUACCCAGAGUCUGUCCCCAGACAUUGCACCUGGCGCUGUUAGGCCGGAAUUAAAGUGGUUUUUUUGAGGUUCGGUUUUUCACAA